AGCCAUUAGUAGUUUAAGUACUUUGAUUAUGAUAUUGGCAAACUGACAAGAGUUGCUCAUGAAGUUUCUGAAAUGUAAAGUAGACUAGGGCAAAUUGUUUUCAGAAAAUACAAACAUAUUGUUUAUUAGUGUAAACUUGAUUUGUUAUAUAAAACCCUGGACUUUGUCUUAUCUUUAUUUUCUGCGGUCAGUAAAUGGCUCAUUUUAGUUUAGUUAAAAUGUGAACAAUUGCUCAUUUAGAUAAGAUUUAAAAUAUAUUUAGAUGACAUGCUUGGUUGAUAUUAUCAGAAAAAAAUGUUCUUGUAAGUGGUUGUGCACUUUAAAGGAUUUGGAGGAUAAUAGAGAAAAAAGAAACGGAAUAUAGGAAAAAUCAGCCAAAGAAACCCUAUUCUGCAAAUUUCCAAAACAAUGGAGUCCAUAAAGAAGACACUCACUCAGUACCCAUCUAGUUUUAAUGUCGCAGAAACCAUGGCAGUAUUAAGACGUGAAGAAAUUGUAAAAAUAAAAAACAAGCUGAUAGCCGAAACGGAUUCUUCUGUGAACGAAUUCAGCACAAAUAUGGAGAAAAUACGUGUAAAAAACUUACUAUCUUAUCUGUACUACAAUCUCGGAGAACGAAACAAGGCUGCCGAAUAUAACCAAACUGUUUUGGAACUUAGCCCCAAUAACGUGAUUGCUUUGACCAAUAAAGCAUGGUUUUCACUGCGUGACAGAAAGAACGUGAUUGCCUGUCAGAAAGUAUGCGAACAUCUUAAAUCGUUAAGAUCUGACAGACUAACAAGUAUAGUUGCGAAAGCUGAAGUAGCUUUCACAUAUUCAAGAUUAGGAUUGAAGCAUUAUCAGAAGGCCGUUUCAGAAUUUGAAAACGUACUUCAGGAAUGCAAGAAAGUAAAUGAAGAAACAGAGACAGCUUCUAGUUCAGUUGAUUGUAGCACUCGCGAUAGAAUUCCAGCAGAGUAUAUAUGUGUAUGGAUGUACGGCCGUGCUCUUUGUCAACAGAGACUAUCGAAUUUCCAUAAUAUGUAUGAUGUCUGUAAAACUGAAAAGCUUAAGGAAAACUGCAAGCUAACAUUAGACUUAUUUAAAAGUAUCAUAGAGCUGAAUGAAUGUGAUAACGAAUGUAUUAAACGAUACAAAGCUAGAUCUUAUAUUGAAGUUGGUUUAACUGCGUAUGAUGUUAACAGGAAUAGGACUGUAUUCCCGCGAGGAAUGGCAAAUCUCUUGCCUGAACAUUCUCCACUUCUUAUGCAAACGGCAAAUUACUUUACAACAGCUCUUUGGUACUUUCCCGAAGAUGUUUUUGUUCUUGAGCGGAGUGGAAAGUACUUCCGGUAUGAAAACGAUGUCGAACAGUCAAUACAUUUGUUAAUUAAGGCUAUUCAAAUCAAGCCUACAUCGUUUGGAUACCACCAUCUAGCCAUAUCCUUCAUCAGGCUGCUUGAACAUAACAAAGGCGAAUUAGCAUAUCAAUUACAAUCCAUUCCUCUUGAACACGAUGCGGUUACCGACCAAAGUUUGGACAAAGCGACCACAGCAUUCGAUAUGUGGUCACAAACAAGCUACAGGACACGUGAGGCAAGUGACUAUCCUAAUGAAAAUUAUACACGAUUCAAUGAUCCUGCCAUCCCAAAUGAAAAGAUAAAAAGAAUUGUCACCAUGCCACAAGGUCAUGUUAAGGAAAGGAAACACGUUAUUCAUGACAGAUUUAUGGCAGCCCAGCCGGUGGAAAUGGAAAAGACAAAGAAAUAUUACAGGAAUCGUAGAUUUGGUUAUGACGUACCAAAUUCCCAAUUCAGGAAUAGAAAAGAUUUCAGAUAUUUCGAUGAUAAAUCCAAGAAUUCCGAUCAAUCAUUUAACGUUCCUUGUAAUAGCAGGACAGACGUUUACUCAACAAAACAACCGACCAAUGUGGAAAGACGUAACUUCCAUUACGCAAGUGUUGGGAAGUCAACAUUAAGCGGUCCUAGUGCACAAUUAGAAGAACCAGUGGUAGACGAACUAACUGGACUUCUUUCAAAAACUGUUCUUUACCAACGUAAAGACAAACAAACAAAUGCACCUUUAGCACAAGCAUACAGUAGACCACCUUCAAGGCGCGAUCCAAAAGCUGGUCACAAAUACACAGAUUUUGAAUUCCCGAAGCCAACGUACAGAUUCCCGAGGCAAGAAAGAGAAAACUUUAAAAGCUGCACUUCUGAACAUUUUCGGAGGAAUAAAAAGACUUUUCGUCCUAAUUUUUCAUACGUUAAAAGUAAACCAGGCAUUAAAUGUCCACGACAACCGAUACGAAUAAAUUAUGAGGAAAAUAAAGUUGUAGUUGAUACAAUCAUUGCACACCUUGACAAAGCGUCUGGAAUGUCGUCAAACAUUGUGGCAAUAUACGAUAAGGCACUGCUUUAUCGCCAGAUAGAACAAUCUGAAAAUGCACUGAACGUUUUAGAGCAUUUGAUGCAAAAUGAAAAUGAAUUCAGUUCAAACGUUAUGUUAGCAAACACAUACGAGCAGGCAGCUUUUUGUAUAAAUGAUAUAUUGUCCAAGACUGAUACUGAUGACAUGGAGAAAAGAGAACAAAUGCAGGUCGACAGAGACUUUUAUUUGAAAUCCUCCAUUGAAAUAUCAUGUAAUCUUGUAGAUAAGAUUCCGUUCCUUCACAAUUGUUGGAAAUCUGCUGCUACUUUGAGAAAUAUUUUAUUUGAUAACUUGAACAUAAAAAGAACGAAGAAGACUCUUCAAGAGCUCUGGUUUUUGUACAAUAAACUCCAUGAACAUUUUGAGGCUGUUGAAAUUCUGAAAGAAUUGCAGCGUUUAGCUGAGGACGAAGAAGAGAAAAUUGAAAUUAUUGAAGAUCUUAUUAAACAUCAUCUAUGUUUGCACAACUUUGAAGAAGCCGUUAUUACCAUUUGUAUGUGCAAGCAACUGAGAGAUGGUCAUACACCAAUAGAAAAUAGUUUGUUUGUUCAAGUCUAUAUCGAGGCUGGAUUAGAUGCUUUCAGAAAGAAGCAUUACGAUAAAGCUCGAAUGCGAAUAAGAGAGGUUUUCAAAGAACAGAAGCCAAUUCCUGUGAAUAAAGCCGCAGAUUUGACUGGUAACGACGAAAGGUUUGACCUUUUUAUUCUAUCAAACCUAGAUGACGAAGAAUGUGGACAAAAGCUUAUGGAAUUUCUCAACAACCUUGGACUUAAAACAACUUUUAAUACCGACAGCCCUUCCAUUAUUCCCGGCACGCCAGAAAUAAUAGGUAUGACAGAUAUAAUGUCCAAGUCAAAUUCAUUUGCGAUCCUUGUUGAUUUUGAUAUUAACGAUAGAAAAAUGCUGCAUAUAACAGAUAGAAUACAAAAGAUGGUAGAGGACAGAGAUGAAAGGACUUUCGUUGUUGUAAUAACUUUACCCGAGACAGUAGAAAUACCGCCCGCCUCAACUUACUCAACAUAUAAGAGGAUCUGCAUGGAUCUGAAUUUCAUCACAAAUGACCUACAUGAAAAUGAAGAAAAUGAAAAUAUUUUCUAUGAUAGUGUCAAAAGUUUAUUAACGUCGUUAGCAUCUGCAGACAGUGAUAUAUCGUAAAAUGUUGAUUGGAAUUUUCAAUUCUCUGAAUGCCGUUAAAUCUUGCCGCAAUAUGGGUGUGAGGCGAGGAAUUCCGGAAUUAAAUAGUACAGUGUCUGAGCAAAUCACUUUGAAAGUCUGUCACCAAUACAAAGGGGCAUUAGUUGGUACUACUAAGUGUUUGAAAAUUCUAUAUGAGAAUGCGUCUGUAAUUUCAAAAUAUUAUUCAAUCUUUACGAGGUACCACUGUACUUACAACGUUAGUAGUUUUAAACUUGGACUCUUCAGCUUAAGGAAUAUGUUACAUUCAACCAUGAUUUUGAUUAAAUGUGUUUGUUUUUGUUUGGUUUAACGUCGCACCGACACAAUUAUAGGUCAUAUGGCGUGCUUUAUUUUAUCACGGGAGGGCACCUGGGUAGAACCAUCGACCUUCUGUACGCCAUCUGAAUGGCUUCUUCACAUAAGGAAUUCAAUGCCCGAGUAAAGCUUAAACACACAUCGAUGAAGGACAAGUGAUUUGAAGCCAGCGACUUAACCGCCCGGCCACGGAGGCCCCAAUUGUGAUUAGAUAUAUAAAUUAUGUUCAAUGUUCAAUGUUGUUACUUUCAUUAUCUUGUUGGGGAGAUAAAUUUGAAAUAAAGUUGAAGUUACUGUAAUGAUAACAGAGAUUAUUGAAAAAUAUUGUUUUUAACCAAAUUUACAAAAACUUAUUUACAAUUAUUAAUUAUGUUCAAUGUUCAAUGUUGUUACUUUCAUUAUCUUGUUGGGGAGAUACAUUUGAAAUAAAGUUGAAGUUACUGUAAUGAUAACAGAGAUUAUUGAAAAAUAUUGUUUUUAACCAAAUUUACAAAAACUUAUUUACAAUUAUUUUGAUUUGAAACAAAUAUGUAAUAUGCAUGUGUUUACUUCCUGCCUGUGUGGUCUCUUUUACAUCAUAACAAAUCAGAGCUAGGCACUAAAUGUAUAGAAAAUAUGAUAAUCAGUAAUUGAUCUUUACUGCAACUGGAUAUAUAAUUGCUUAUAUUUUCGCGGUCAUAUAACUACACGAACUUGCAUGUUUCAUAAAAAAACAAAAUAAAGUACAUUUUGUAUCGAACUAUAAUGAGAAGUGCAUGAGUAAAACUUGCAAUUUGUAAAACUUACGUGGAUCAAGUGUUAAUGUUCGAGCUGGUCAAAAUGCUUCAAACGUGAGGACGGAGGAAGAGGAUACAGAUUUAUCUUAGUUACGCCUUUGGAUCUUUGUGUAAUAGGUAAUUUCAUUGCUUCAAAUGAUAUUUUAGUAUGUAUUUUUGUAAAUCAAUGUUGAAAAUAUAUCAUUUCGUUGCUUCAAAUUAAUGUUGCUUGUAAAUUAAUGUUGAAAUUUUUCUGUUUUGUUAACAAACAUUCAUUCAUAACCAACGCUUUAGGACCAUAAAACAAAUUUGUUUUUAAUGCUGAAAACCAGAUUAUGAGAAAAUAUGCGGCUAGUCGACAACGAAAGAUGCAGUACUAUUUGUAUUGAUCAGGAAUUACAAAAACUUGAAUAUAUUAAAUUCAGUUAUACUCUUGUAAAGGAUAUAUGAACGCUUCUGUGCAGCUUUACAUGUGUUUUUUUUUGUUAUUGUUGUGAACUGUUUGUUAAAAAUAACUGAUAUGCUAGAUUUAGUUUGUGUGAAAUGUUAUCAUAUGUUGUUAUAUUAUCAUAACAUAGGAUAAAUAUAGGAAUUCAUAGUUAAGAUACAUUUAUACAUAAAUAGCAUUGAUAAUUUAGGGUGAAAUCCAAGUUGUUGUAAACCAGAUAUCGUUUUCACAACAACUUGACUUAUAGCUAAAACAUCAGUAUCUACAGCACUGGAUAUCUGAAUGUAAUUGAUAUUCUAAACCAGCUGCUUAUAUAAAUUUCAUGUAUGCUCCCGCCUUUAAGAAAUAUCUUGACAUCAAUAUCAUACAGGUUUUUUAAAAGAUUAAGUGCAGACAUUUCACUUUUCCUUUGUGUAAUUCAAAUUGAAAUUGAAUAACGCUUUAUCCAUACUUGUUUAAUCCCUACUUGUUGAUUCCAUAUACCUAAGAGAAACUUAUAUUCUUAGAAAUACUAUGAAAAUCUCUGAAAGCAUUUUACAAAUUAUGAACUGGUGUCAUUUAGAAAUGAACAAAUAAAGAGUCAUAUUGCUAUUUUUUUUUAUAUAUUUACAUUCUCUUCUCUCUUUUCGUUUUAUUGAAAAGUAUGACGUAUAUUUUGUAUGAACAAACAAAAGAAAAACAAAGGAAAUGCGCCAAAAUAUGAUAACGCUGCUAAGAAAAGUGCCGAUGUUCUGACGACGUCCAUGUGUAGCCAGGGGUAAUGUUCCUUAGAUGAUAAAUUGUAUUGUAGGUAAAAGAGGCAUCAAUAUUAUCUGCAUUUAUAUAAGCGUCUUGUCUAAACGAGACUCAUAAUCAGUCUAUUGCAAAUAAAUAUUUAAAAUAUUGUAAAUAGCUUUUAUUUAGUUUCUUUUUUGUAUUAGUUGCUUUAAAUUCAAGGACAUGCAGGAAUUUGUGUAUACAUACGUAAAAUGUAGUCCUAACUGACACUAGUAUACAUAAAAUCUUUAUUCUUUUUUUAACAUACAUGUAUGUUAACAUGUUAAGUUAUGCAGUUGUGUUCAUUGUAACUUGUAUUGAUGCAUUGUCUGUUUGUCUAAAUUAUCAUAUUAAAGAAAUGAAUUUACAUAUAAUCUACUGAACAUUUAUUUAUAAUGUGUUUGAAUCAAGUGAUAACUGCAAAAUUAAAAUUAAUUUACUCUUAAGAAAAGUUGUCUUUCUUGUCUGUAAAAAUAUUUUACAUGAAUCACGAACGUACUAGAACAAAUAUGUUACAUUUUGUCAAAACUGAAACGCCAAUAAUCGAUGCAAUA
This is a messenger RNA of Mercenaria mercenaria, 6413 nucleotides long. RefSeq lists its product as uncharacterized. Gene Ontology annotation, molecular function: protein binding. The record is from RefSeq and is a predicted model, not a curated record. The transcript is spliced from 2 exons. Lineage: Eukaryota; Metazoa; Mollusca; Bivalvia; Venerida; Veneridae. The coding region runs from base 409 to 3564 and encodes 1051 amino acids.